Molecule: messenger RNA, 3804 nt
Organism: Dama dama (fallow deer)
Lineage: Eukaryota; Metazoa; Chordata; Mammalia; Artiodactyla; Cervidae
Gene: ANKRD33
Product: ankyrin repeat domain 33
Exons: 9
Coding region: 1346-2539 (397 amino acids)
Biological process (GO): negative regulation of transcription by RNA polymerase II; negative regulation of transcription regulatory region DNA binding
Molecular function (GO): protein binding
Source: RefSeq, a predicted model, not a curated record
CUGCAGUUGAGGAGACGGACGCGUCAGUAUCCCAAAACAAGCCUCAACCACGGACCAGAGCCUGCGAGAGUGUUGAGAUGCCAGGGACCUGAACCCUGAGGACACCGACCCUGCAAAUCUAAUAGGCCAUGGAUGCUGCUCCCUCACUAUGGCCCUGGGCUGAGCCAGCGAGGAUGGGCUGGUGGGUGAGAAACUUGAAUUCCUGUGCCUGGAUCCCUCCUCCCACAAAUCCACUAAGAGUGCAACAGGUGACUGAUCUGUGCGCCAGAUUGGACCCGAGUUUGCUGAGCUCUUUGCAAAUUUGCGACUGCUCUCUCCUUAAACCUCCCCCGUUUUUUUUUUUUUUUUUUUCUGAUUGAAUUCCACAAGUCAAGACUCCUGAAAACCCCAGCCCAGAGGAUUAGAUGGCUGGAGAUAUGGCAUGACAGUCAGAGAGCAAGAUAGAGAGAGAAUCAAGCUUGUGUUCUAAACAAUGUAUAUUAUCAGGACUUAAGAGAGAGAGUUAGAAGGAUAAAAAGAAGGAUUCAGACAAUAAGAUGAGAAAGAUCAAAAGCUGAAAGGAUGGAUAAAAAGGGAAGCCAGACAGAAAGACAGACAGACAGAAGGCAGUGAAGAGAGCCAGGCUGAAGAGAAACCAGAGUGGCAAGAAAGGAGCAUUCUGGCGAACUCUUGUCAGACUCAGCAGCUCAGAGAUAAUAGCAGGAUAACCGGCACAGUUCCUUCACUGUUAAUCCUUAAGUCUGCCACAUGAAGACUCCAGAAGGAAAUGUACCUGAUAGAAGAUCCCUGUAUUACCCAGGAUGUUACUUAUUUUAUACAUUAACCAGCAACCUCCAUUCUCCCACUGCCACAAUCAUCUCUAUCAGCAAAGACAUAUACAGGCAGGAAGCGUCAAGACCCAGGCUGGGAUGCUGAGCAGGGGUUGGAAAGAGACAGAGAGUCCUCCUGAGGACAAAGACUGCAGAGGACACCUCCAAACGGGGCACUGCUGCAGAUGGAAGAACCUCAAAAAAUAGAUCCAGGUGACCCCUGGAACCCACAUCUCCUCUCCAGCCCCUGUUUAGUGAGAUGUCAUCAAUAGCACCCUCUUCCACCACCGCCCCAUCACCAAGACCCCGCUCCACCAAGGAAGAAGGGACUUCAGCUUUUGAGACUGCGUCUAGGGACAUCGUAGCCCUUCCACCAUCGAAGGAUCGGUUUCUGAUACAGCCAGUCUCCCCUGAAGGCGCAAGGCGAGCCAUCUGUUACCAGCGUUGCUUCCUGGGGCGGAUAGUCCACCUCGACACACGCCAGAGACACGAUAUCAACCGCGUGAGAAGGAGCCAUUCGCCUUCUUGGCUGCAAGAUGGAAGACCAGGAGUCGACCUGGCAGAAGGGAGGGCUGGAUGCGUCUGAGGCCCUGUCUUGCCUGGACAGUGAGGCCUCUACCCCAAGCUGCACACUGGGGGCCCUGUACUGGGCCUGUGUCCGCAAUGACCCUGCCCAGCUGCAAGCCAUGCUGGAAGAUGGGGUCUCCCCAGAGGAAGCCACCCAGGUGGACGGCAACGGGAGGACAGGCCUCAUGGUCGCCUGCUACCAUGGUUUCCAAAGUGUGGUGGCCCUGCUCAGCCGCUGUCCUUUCCUGGAUGUGAACCAGCAGGACAAAGAAGGGGACACAGCCCUCAUGCUGGCUGCCCAAGCAGGCCACGUGUCUCUGGUGAGUCACCUGAUCAACUACUAUGCAGGCCUUGACCUGGAGCGCCGGGACCAGCGGGGACUGACCGCGCUGAUGAAGGCCGCCAUGCGGGAUCGCUCAGAAUGCGUCGCUGCCCUCCUCAUGGCAGGUGCUGACCUGACAGCCGUGGAUCCCGUCCGGGGCAAGACCGCCCUGGAGUGGGCGUUUCUGACAGACAGCUUCGACACGGUGCAGAGGAUCCGGCAGCUGCUGCGGCGGCCCCAAGUGGAGCAGCUCAGCCGGCAUUAUCAGCCUGAGUGGCCAGCCUUGCCCGGGCUCGUGGCCCAGGCUCAGGCCUCCCCGUCUCUCCUAGAGCGACUGCAGGCCACCUUGACCCUCCCCUUUGCGCAGUCUCCUCAGGAAGGGGGUGUCCUGGACCACCUUGUAACCAUCACCACCAGCCUGGCCAGUCCUUUCCUCACCACCGCCUGCCACACUCUGUGCCCUGACCACCCCCCCGCACUGGGAACCCGAAGGAAGUCUGUACCCGAGCUGCUGGGCACUGCCCCGCCCCCGCCCCCAGCCCCCCAGCCCCCUCAGGAAGUCCCCGGCCCCCGGGUCUUCACCCCCUACCAGAGCCCUCAGGGUGUGCUGAGCAUGUGCCCCCAGUGGCUCCAGCCCAGGGAUAGUACCAGCCCCAGGCCCCGAGCCCCCAAGAUCCUCCUGUCCAAGGCACCCUCAGCUGGCUUUCAGUGGAAGCCAGAGCCCAGGGCUUCAGGGAACCGAAGGCUGUCCCUUCCUGUCUGGAGAUACCAGGAGCUCAGGAUGGAGAGGAGGAGACAGGAGGAGGCCGGAUUGGCACAGAGCCAGGGGAAGACCGGCUAGGCAGGGCUGGGAGCAGGUCACCAGGGCCCUCCCUUAGGCUCCUUUGCCCUCUAGAGGCCCUUCAGCCUUCCCUCAGCUUCUAAGUGGCUCUGCCCUCAGGCUGUGUACAGGGUUAUUCAUACAGCAUUGUUUGCAAUAAUAAAAGAGUGGAAACGACCUAAGUGUUCAUCAGUAGGGGGCUGGCUAAAUUGAUUUUGAGUAUAAAUACUGCAUAACCAUAUGAUGUAUUCUAUACAGUGGCAAAACAAGAGUAAGGAAGCUCUUUAUAUUCUGGUGUGAAACUACCUUCAAGAUGUAUUAAGUGAAAAAAAAACCAAAGGGUAGGACAGUGUAUAUGGCUUGAUACUAUUUGUCAAAGCAAAAUUUGCACCAAGGUAAACUUGACUAAUACAGAUACAUAGUGAGAACCAAGAUUUAUUUAACUAUUUAAUGAGUAAACCAGCAGGAUGGAUCAAAGGAAGAAAUGAGGACUUCCCUUGUGGUCCAGUGGUUAAGAGUCUGCAUUCCCAAUGUUAGAGGCCCAGGUUUGAUCCCUGGUCAGGGAACAAGAUUCCAUGUGCUGGGACAGCCAAACAAAUAAUAUUUUAAAAAAUAAGCUUAGAAAAAAGGAAGAAAUGAAAAAUUAUUAUUGACAUUCAGGGGGAAAAAGAAUGCUUGAAUAAGACUGCAAAAUUAGAUACAAAGAAAUUAAUUCCUACUUGGCAAUAAAACCAUAACUUUUUUUUUCCUACCUGCAAAAAAAUUUGCUAUUCAUCAAUCUUCUACAGGUUAACCUCUUUAUAGAGUCUACACACUAAUCAAUCAAUAGCAAAUCAUGUAGCAGUUACUUCCCCCGGCUGACCCAUAGGUGGGGUUAUUAGCCAAUGAUCUAAAAUAACUCUGAAAGGACAGAUUUUUUUUGAUGUGCCUUAUUUGCAAGUUUUGGAUGUUUUCUAUUAACAUAUUUGUUGCAUAAAUAUAUUUGCUUACUUAUAUGCAAUAAUAAAAGCAAACACUUAUAAGACGCUUACUAUAUACAUUAAUACAUUUAACACUCCCAAUAAUUUUAUGAGGAUUUUAGCUUUGAGGGCAUAAGGCAAGAACAGGGUAAGGAACUGCCAGUGUCACACAGCUAGAAACCAACAGAGAUCAAGACUGAGGGCCAGUUAUUCCAGUUGUGGGGGCCAGACUCUUAACACCAAACCAUGCUGCCUCACUGGAACCCUCCUGGAAAGAGGCAUGGUGGUUUGGAGGGGAAGAAACCUGAGCAGAUGAUCAAGGGUAGA